Molecule: messenger RNA, 1862 nt
Organism: Pectinophora gossypiella (pink bollworm)
Lineage: Eukaryota; Metazoa; Arthropoda; Insecta; Lepidoptera; Gelechiidae
Gene: KdelR
Product: ER lumen protein-retaining receptor
Exons: 5
Coding region: 88-726 (212 amino acids)
Biological process (GO): endoplasmic reticulum to Golgi vesicle-mediated transport; protein retention in ER lumen
Cellular component (GO): membrane; endoplasmic reticulum; cis-Golgi network
Molecular function (GO): ER lumen protein retrieval receptor activity
Source: RefSeq, a predicted model, not a curated record
GUGUCACUCAGCCACGUCAUUUUUGCUUGAAUGAGAAGUAUACGCGGCGUAUCUUGCUUGAUAAAUUGAUCCACAAAAUAGAACAACAUGAAUAUAUUCCGUUUGCUUGGUGACUUAUCUCACCUUUUAGCUAUUAUAAUAUUAUUGCUCAAAAUCUGGAAGACCAGAUCAUGUGCAGGCAUAUCGGGAAAGUCACAGAUACUCUUCGCCAUAGUGUACACUACGCGGUACCUGGACUUGUUGACGACUUUCAUCUCAACUUAUAACACUGUUAUGAAGUUCGUGUUCAUCGUCGCAUCGUAUGCUACUGUGUAUCUGAUGUAUGUGAAAUUCAAGGCGACCUACGAUCACAACCACGACACGUUCAGGAUUGAGUUUCUGUUGAUACCAAGUCUAGUCCUUGCACUGCUGAUCAACCAUGAAUUUACUGUAAUGGAGGUUCUAUGGACUUUCUCGAUCUAUCUUGAGUCCGUAGCCAUCUUGCCGCAGUUGUUCCUGGUAUCUAAGACAGGCGAGGCUGAAAGCAUUACAUCUCACUACCUCUUUGCUCUUGGCUCCUACAGAGCACUGUACCUUUUGAACUGGGUGUACCGUUACGUGGUGGAGGAGCAUUACGAGCUGAUAGCUAUCGUCGCUGGCGUAGUGCAGACCGUGCUCUACUGCGAUUUCUUCUAUCUUUACAUCACGAAAGUUCUCAAAGGAAAGAAGUUGCAGUUGCCGGCUUAAGCUCACGUGAACACAGGUUUGCGUAAAUACAAUAUGACUAAAAUGUCCCUGAUGAUAUUUUAUAAGCCAAUAAUAUUACCUAAGAUCUAGUUGUACAACAUGUACAGUGUGAAAACGUGAAUUACAGAAGGCAACUUUGUGUGAUGAACUUAAUUAUGUAUAUUUUAAUUAAAACUAAAAAGGUACUGACCAUAUUUACUGUGCAAUGUUUAUUUUUAAUAGCCAAUAAUGAACUGUUGAUUUGAAAUGAGUUGUACGUGAUGUAUCUUGACAAGCUAGAUGCUAGAUAUUGUAACACCCGUAUUUUAAGACGUUCACACGACUCGCCCGAGCUUCAGCUGAGCGAGAAUUUUGGUAUUUUAAAUUGGCAUUAACGUCAUUGACUUGAGGACUUUACUCGCUGGAGUUGAGCUUAUCAUACUGCCAACGUAAUGAUACGAAAAAUAAUGACGUCAUUACGCUAGAGUAAACUCGAGUUAAGGUUGAGGCGCCAAGAGUACCGAUUUUCAGCUGAGUUGGAGGGAGGCCUUCAGGUCGCCUCAAGGACCGAGUCGAGGAAGGUUGGAGUUAUCUUAAAAUACGGGUGUAAAUCCUGGAUUUAUGUUAUCUAAUAAAUAAGCACGUACCAUUAAACUUAUCUGUUUAAAAAUUAGAUAAAAAAAAACUAACAUAUUAUUUCAAGAAACUUUUAAAUAUGUAGUAUUAUUGUCCAUGCAUUUUGUGUGUACUUGGUUCGAAGCACGCGAGCCGUCAAUGUAUGGGACGCCUGCAUAACAUCCUUCCAUACAUUGUCACACAAGUAUAUUCCUUUAAAUAAUAAGGUUUUUUUCACGACUUUUUAUUUUGUAGCAUUUUAGCCAAUGAAGGCGCAUUGCAACGAAGAUUGUAAUGAGUAAUUUAACUAUUAGGAUCAUAAUAAUAAAAUAUGAAUUUUAUUGCAUAGUCGAGUAUCUAAAUCACGCGUAUUCGUACGUACAAUAGAGUUGUACGUACACUUGUGUGGUUAUCUAAAAGUUUAGUAAAAGUUUGUAAUCCAAAACUAAAUAUGUUAGAUCAAACAUUGCGUUUUUUACAUUAGCCACUAAGAACUUCUUGUCUUGCAAUAAGAAUUCGUGAAUAAAAUUUUGAAAGUGAAA